AUGGGCAUUAGAGCUUCAGAGUUGCUGCUGCUCUGUGUGGGUCUGUCUCUACAUCACGCUGCUGCUGAUCUCGGAGAGCAACUGGACGCUGACCGGCGCGGUCUGGGCUCUGUGUACGGGCGCGCGCUGGCGCUGCUGGAGGAGCGGGACUGGGCGGGCAGCGUGCGCCUCCUGGAGCUGAGCGUGCGUCUCCAUCGGCUGCUCAUGGACAGCGUGGCCUUCUGCGCGCAGAGCUGUCGUGCGGGACGGAGCGACGCGCCACACCCUCCGGGGGGGACCCCUGAUGACCUGCACGUGUACUGGACCGUGCUGCAGCGCGCGUCCUGUGUAAAGAAAUGCCGCGCUCGAUUCCCCGAGCUCCAGUUCAGCUGGCCCGGAAAAGAAAUCCUCCGAGACUUCGAGAGGCGCGUUCCUUACAAAUACCUGCACGUGGCGUAUGAACAGCUGAAUGACAACCAGAGAGCAGCGUCAGCAGCACACACUUUCCUGCAGCGUAACCCUGGAGAUGUCGUCAUGGCAGCCACUCUGAGUCGCUAUAGAUACACUGAGGGUCUAGAGGACCUGGAGGAGAAACCAUACGAGGCUGUUCCUGUUUAA
Alosa sapidissima (American shad) is the source of this 597-nucleotide messenger RNA. Its product is annotated as endoplasmic reticulum protein SC65-like. Gene Ontology annotation, cellular component: endoplasmic reticulum. Gene Ontology annotation, molecular function: collagen binding. The transcript has 3 exons. The record is from RefSeq and is a predicted model, not a curated record. The coding region runs from base 1 to 597 and encodes 198 amino acids. NCBI's taxonomy places the organism in Eukaryota, Metazoa, Chordata, Actinopteri, Clupeiformes, Clupeidae. Gene Ontology annotation, biological process: collagen fibril organization; peptidyl-lysine hydroxylation.